AUGGCCGAACUCAAUCCGGAUGUUAAAUCAUCACAGAUUUACCGACGUGCUGACAACCAGCUAGGUGAGCGUUACGUCACCAGGUUCUUUGUUUGGUGUAUCGUCAAUGGUGGCGUCUACGCAUCAGAGAGUGGAAGACUUAUCUGGCCACGGAAUGGACAGACCCUAAGCCUCCGAGUCGAUAGAGUCAUCCAGGCAUUCAGAGAGUAUGUCGACCUGCGGUACCCUGCUACAGGUGGUGGUGAUGAGAGCACACAGCAUCAGACAGCGAACAAAACCAAUGCCGUGCGCACGCUCUGUCUUGGUCUACUGGAGUACCCAAAGGUGUUUGACGCACUUGUUCUCUAUUGCUCAGGGUUCCUUGCCAAUCCUUCACGUGGUUCAUACACACGGUCCAUUUCCAAAGAGGACCUUAUCAUCGACUUCCUAGUGAGGUAUAGUAGGGAGUUCUCUCCAAGUGACUUGAAAGCACUCGAUUCGAAGUACUCGGGUAUGGAUGAUGCCAAAGCACAACAGAUAUGUGAUCAGAUCUCCCGGGCAACAAGACGGACCACCGUAGUCUACGAAGCCGAGGAUCUCUCUGACAUCGACUCCGUGGUCAUGAAAUUGAUGAAGAUGAUGUACGAAACGUUCACCGAGGUCGAUGAUGGAACACAACAAGUUGUCCUGCGUGAAGACGUCCGUAUGAACAAUGAUGCUGUACCACUCCAACUGAUUGCAAAUUAUAGACAGGUGAUGGAUUGGACAAGAUAA
Messenger RNA from Acytostelium subglobosum LB1, 753 nucleotides. RefSeq lists its product as hypothetical. NCBI's taxonomy places the organism in Eukaryota, Evosea, Eumycetozoa, Acytosteliales, Acytosteliaceae. The record is from RefSeq and is a predicted model, not a curated record. The coding region runs from base 1 to 753 and encodes 250 amino acids. The transcript has a single exon.